AAAACGAAAAAAUGAGCUAUACAAAGGAAGUGUCUAUAUAUUAAUUGAUAGGCAUUGUCAAUCUAGUAAAGUAGAAAUGGCCAAUUCAAGAGGCAUCAACUUUGUGGUCGUUGCAGUUUUCAUGGCACUCCUCAUAGUCACACCAGCUGUUUCGGUUGCAGCAAAGGAAACAAGCUAUGCAGACAGCAGGAAGUUAUUAUCAACACAAACUGCUAGUGACGAAAGCAAUAAGCACCCGAUUCCGACUAACGAAUAUAGUCGAGGCUGUAACGCCAUUAAUCGAUGUCGUGGCGAUGACUAAAAUGAAGGCUGCUCUUUAUUAGAUGAAUCCACACCGGAUUGCAGACAAUGUAAAUCACUUCUAUUAUAUUGUAACACAUAUGUAAGCUCAUGUUGCAUGCAUAUCGACUAUGAUAAUAAUUUUUUUAAUAGAAGUUUUCAAAUAUUAUGUUCCUAAAAUGCC
Cuscuta epithymum is the source of this 463-nucleotide messenger RNA. The record is from the annotation of a GenBank genome assembly. NCBI's taxonomy places the organism in Eukaryota, Viridiplantae, Streptophyta, Magnoliopsida, Solanales, Convolvulaceae.